GAGGAGAGGUACGCUUACAUUUUCUUUUGUUGAGAACACAAGUUGGAAAAGUAUCCAGCAAUAAACUAUGUCCAUCCAAUCAUCUACUCUUGGUGUGCAUCCAUUUUCAUAAACCCCACCUUAGGCAUCAUCAUAUAUACCACCAAACAUUUUAACUAUAGUAAAAUCUCACCUCUCUUUCUCUCUCUUGUUCUCUCUCUGAUUGUGGGUGUCGGUCGUUAGUCUGUGAAGUUGAGCUUUGUCCGGUUGAGAAUGGGCAGAAAGUGCUCACAUUGUGGAAACAUAGGCCAUAAUUCAAGGACCUGUAUCAGUUACAAGGGCACCGUUGUUGGCGGACUCAGGCUCUUUGGGGUGCAACUUGACCUAUCUUCAUCUUCUAUUGCUAUGAAGAAGAGUUUUAGCAUGGAGAGCUUGCCGUCAUCAUUAGCCUCGUCACCUUCCCCAUCUUCUUCAUUAUGCUCAUCACGAGUUUCAAUGGAUGAGAAUUCUGAUAAAGCCAUGAAUGGCUAUCUCUCUGAUGGUCUUAUAGCUAGAAGCCAAGAGAGGAAGAAGGGUGAGCCUGGAAUGAAUUCUAUUCUUGUUAUCACUAUGUUUGACAUUAACAGAGUCCCAUGGACAGAGGAGGAGCAUCGGACGUUUCUAGCUGGGCUUGAGAAGCUAGGGAAGGGUGACUGGAGGGGGAUCUCUAGAAACUUUGUGACUACAAGAACUCCAACCCAAGUGGCCAGCCAUGCUCAGAAGUAUUUUCUCCGACAGGCGACCCUCAGCAAGAAGAAGCGGCGUUCAAGCCUCUUCGACAUGGUUGGGAAUAGCAACAUGGCUGGUCAACAUGUAUACAGUUUUCGUCCCAAACCGAGCGAUCACAUUCCCACACAAUACCUCAACAUAACAAGCUCUCAAUAUGAAGGUCACCAGGAAACCUCUCUGCCCCUGCAGAUAGACCUUAAUUCCUCUGGAAAAGUUAUUAAAUCAGAUAAUCCAGAAACUGACCAUUCUCAACUACCUCCAUCCCAUACCAUGCCAGUUUGGCUAUAUGGAUUGAUCGAUUCCCGACCACAGCCUGCAGCUGCAACAAAACCCGUUCCUCCAAAUGCAGUACCUGAUGAUCUAGAGCUCACACUUGCUCCUAGGCCUCGGGAUCGAAAGAAAUCAUCCCCAACUUCCCUUUUAAUUGGAGCAAUUAGUGUUGUCUAAUAAAGAAUCCUUGGAGAAGGCACAGAACUUACCAUUUGGAUACCAUUCUGAGCUCAAGCGGAUCAAAGAAACCGAUUAUUCUCUCAGAGCUGGUGUAGUUAGUAUGUUUCAACAGAGGGCUCGGUCCCUUUCUUGUUCUUUCCAAUUUGGAUUAAUGAACCUAUUGAUUAUACCAUAAUACAAGUAGCUAACAUUUAUUAGUAAAUAUAUUUACUGUUCUAUCA
Messenger RNA from Vitis riparia (riverbank grape), 1418 nucleotides. RefSeq names its product transcription factor MYBS3-like. NCBI's taxonomy places the organism in Eukaryota, Viridiplantae, Streptophyta, Magnoliopsida, Vitales, Vitaceae. The coding region runs from base 253 to 1194 and encodes 313 amino acids. The transcript has 3 exons. The record is from RefSeq and is a predicted model, not a curated record. Gene Ontology annotation, biological process: response to gibberellin; response to ethylene; response to auxin. Gene Ontology annotation, molecular function: DNA binding; zinc ion binding.